Sesamum indicum (sesame) is the source of this 1529-nucleotide messenger RNA. RefSeq names its product LOW PSII ACCUMULATION-like protein. The record is from RefSeq and is a predicted model, not a curated record. Lineage: Eukaryota; Viridiplantae; Streptophyta; Magnoliopsida; Lamiales; Pedaliaceae.
CCAUGACUCCAAAUCAAAAAGAAAAAAUGAAUUGAGAUAGAGCGUGGCUGCAUAGAGAUCAUCCAGAAAAGAAAACCCCGAAACUCGAAUUUCCAACCCAUGAAUAACAGCCUCAAAUUAUAGGCUGCAAACACUUUGGACAGCUGUAACCACCACCACCACCACCCUCUGCUGCUGCUGCUUGGCGGUUGCCCUGCCAUGGCCGCGGUGGCGUGGCUCUCCACUGUUAUAAUUGACUGCCCCAGUUGCAGCCGCACCGUUAAACGCCUCGGUUUUUCCCGCCAAAUCAAUGGCCUUAGGCACAACUUCGCGGUAACCGGUGUCAACUCCGUGCGACGCCGGAAAAGUCGAGCUUCAACCACCAUCACCUGCUUCGCAUCCAAUGGACCCUCUCCGUCGGAGAUCAGUUCUACAGCCAAAAUACGAAGUGAAGUUCUCUCUCCCUUUCGCUCUGUUCGAAUGUUCUUUUAUCUUGCUUUUGUUGCAAGUGGUUCCCUUGGAGGAUUCAUAGCCUUCACACAACUACUUGGUGCCCUGGCGAAUUCAUCAAGAGCAGCUGAAGCUCCUGAAAUCCUCAAGGGUCUAGGCAUAGAUUUAGCAGCAGUCUCUGUUUUCGCAUUUCUUUAUUACCGGGAGAAUAACGCUAAAAAUGCGCAGGUGGCCAGACUUUCAAGGGAAGAAAGUCUCUCAAAUCUUAAGCUUCGUGUAGAUGAGAAGAGGAUUCUUCCUCUUAGUGCUUUUAGGGGAAUUGCUCGCCUUGUUAUCCUGGCUGGUCCUGCAGCUUUCAUUGAGGAGUCCUUCAAACUCAGUCAACCUUUCUCUGAGCGUCUUCUGGAAAGAGGGGUGCUUGUUGUACCAUUUACUACAGAUGGAAAUUCUCCUACCUUUCAGUUCGAAGAAACAGAAGAGGGAAAUGAGAUUAAUGCAAAAAGGAAAAGGCUAUGGCAGCUGGCUCCUGUUUAUGCUGCUGAGUGGACCAAGUGGAUGGAUGAACAAAAGAAGCUGGCUAACAUUUCUACUGAAUCUCCAGUGUAUUUGUCUCUCCGCAUGGAUGGUCGAGUUCGGGGUAGUGGCGUUGGUUAUCCACCUUGGAAUGCCUUUGUUGUGCAAUUACCACCAGUAAAGGGGAUAUGGUCUGGUCUUCUUGAUGGCAUGGAUGGAAGAGUGUUAUAAGCAUUGGAACUCUCCUCUCCUGAUAUAUGAAAGUUGAAUUUCUGCGAAUUAACUCUGUCGCUAGCUCUGCAUCAAAGAGCUUUGGAAACAUUCACUCAUAUCACAUCAUAGAGCACAACUCCACCCCUCCCCCAACCCAAUACGUCAUGUAAUUUACUUAGAUCUCAGUUACGAUCCCUCCAUUAAUCAGCAACACGGUUUUCUCUCAUUGCUCCUGGUUUUUCUUUAAAGUAACUAGUUGCCGCGUGUGUUGUUUCUUAACAUCUUGCCCCCUUUAUCCUGUAAAAGAUGUGGCCCGAAUACUAUGCAUUUAAUCUGCAUAUGCCUAAAAGAAAUUAUCUUUUGCUUAAUUCUCA